UUCGUUCCUGCUCUAAUUAGUAUUUAAGUAUUGCCAAAAGCUUUAAAAGAGGCAUUUUGUCUCGCAUUAAAUGACAUAAAAUGAAAGAACAUACUGUAUGAAGUUUAUAAAAUGAGACCUCUUAUUUAUCUCUGAACAUUGGGUGAACUUGGUUUUACCACAAACAUACCAUUCAUUUCUCAGCUGUGUGUGAAAUGCAUGACGUCUUUGCUGUUGCUGGGUUGGACACAGAGGAAAGCAGAGGGUGAUGGGAUUCUGCCCUGGCGGUGGCAUGUGAGCAUUGGCCUGGGUGCAGGUCAUGUGUGCAGCGGGGCCGUUGUCCAUUCAACAUGGAUUCUCACUUCUGCAAGCUGUGUCUAUAACCUGGAAGAGAGACUUUUAAGAUUCUUAACAGUGAAAACAGGAGGUUCAAAGAAACAGACCCUUGAUGUUAUCCGAAUCUUUAAACAUCCUCAUUUCAACUCUUCAUCUUUGAACAACAACACAGCUUUGCUUCAGCUAAGCUCUCCUUUAAAUUUCGAUGAAAGAACACAGGCUGUCUGUUUACCUUUUGUUGGACAGGAUAUCCCCUCUUCUCUCCACUGCUGGACUGCAGUGUGGACCAGACAAUACUCACUGGACUGAUUCAGGAGGACCUCUAGUUUGUCUAGGCAACACUGGUGUUGUUUUAAUGGGUUUGAAGAGCUGGGGAGAGUCAUGCAGUGGGACUCAGAGACCAGCCGUGUAUUCUUCAGUGCCAGCCAUCAUCCAUUGGGUCUCAGAGUAUUUGGACACUAAGUGAAAGCUCAGACAUAUAACAGCCUUUCUUUGUGCUUUUUGUAAAACCUUUUAAAAUCAAUGCUUUGUUUUAAAUAAAGAUAACUUUAGCUUAAGGGUGUUUUCAGACCCAUAAUAUGUAGAUCGAUUGCUUUGUUGAAAAAAAACAGGGGUUACAAUGUUGCAAUUUAAUCUUGGUGCGGUUUGCAUUUACAAGGCAAUAUUUCCAAACGGACAAGACUUUGUAAUAAAUGUAACGUGUAAGUAAACUAUCCUUUAAACAUUUAAAACAUAUUUCUUGUG
Messenger RNA from Misgurnus anguillicaudatus (oriental weatherfish), 1059 nucleotides. RefSeq names its product chymotrypsinogen B. Gene Ontology annotation, biological process: proteolysis. The record is from RefSeq and is a predicted model, not a curated record. Gene Ontology annotation, molecular function: serine-type endopeptidase activity. Lineage: Eukaryota; Metazoa; Chordata; Actinopteri; Cypriniformes; Cobitidae.